Molecule: messenger RNA, 798 nt
Organism: Lottia gigantea (owl limpet)
Lineage: Eukaryota; Metazoa; Mollusca; Gastropoda; Lottiidae
Exons: 7
Source: RefSeq, a predicted model, not a curated record
GAAAUACAAGGCAUGUUAAGAAUUGUAAAUUCGAACGUGGCAUUGAUCCUAGCAGAGAGAGGAGAAGUUCAUAGGAGUACUGAUAUUGAAAAUAUAUUAUCUGAGUCUGAGUUUUAUUCUCCGAGUGUUGUACGAGCUAGAUAUCUCUCACCAGUCACAAGAGCCAAACCCAUAGUUAAUGUUGGACAACAACCAUCAAUGACCAGACUUGUUCUUCAUUUUACACAACCCCUGGAUAAACUUAAACUAGUUCACAAAUUUAAAGGUAUAUCCAGUGAAUUGUGUGGAGAUCCAUGGUUGGGAAAUAUCUAUCAUAUACAAGGUCAAGUUAAUUUGGCUGGAUUAAAUGAGAGUUUUGAUGUAGAAUUUGUAACUUUGAGUGAAUAUAUGAAGUUUGUACCAGUAGAGAAGCCUCCCCAAGAUGGUCAAUCUCCCCCAGCUCCUCAGUCUACUGCUAAAAGUUAUUUAGUAUUUACUGGGUGUGGCCUGGAUAAAUCUGUAUUGAAGAACUGGUUACGACAAUGUCAACCACCAAAACCUGAGAAAAAACAAAUUCUGACUAGAGACCAACUUUCUAAUGAUGUUAUCAAUAAAAUUCAUGUAACUAAUCAUUUAAGUAUUUUACCAGAAGGAUGGUUUUAUAAUGGUAGUCAGUAUAUCAGUCUAGAUGGAGAGAAAACAUCCACUCACCCUCAGCUAGAGAAGUUUUUAGAAGAAUAUAUCAAGGAGAAAAACAUAGAAAUUACCAAUUUAAACAAAGAGAUAGAUUCCAUCCCAUAUACUGACCUCUUCGCUUGA